UGUGAAUACCUGAAUGGCACAAACAUGAAGAGUUUAAAAGCAAAGUUUCGAAAAAGCGAUACUAAUGAGUGGAACAAGAAUGACGAACGUCUGCUACAAGCUGUGGAUCAUGGGGAAACGGACAAAGUGUCUGCUCUUCUGGGGAAGAAAGGAGUGGUGGCCACCAAGAUGGACAGCGAAGGAAAAACAGCCUUUCACCUCGCUGCUACAAAAGGGAAUGCAGACUGUCUCAAGGUUAUGUUGACACACGGGACGGAUGUCUGUGCUCAGGAUCUAUCAGGUCACACUGCUCUGCACUUGUCAGUGAAACAUAACCACAUAGAGUGCGUCAAAAGGCUUCUCCAGUCUAAAUGUCCUACGGAAUGCAUGGACAACGGCGGGAGGACAUGUGUGCAUUAUGCAGCUGCUAAUGGCAAUCUUCCAAUGCUGCAAGUCUUGUGCGAAAACAAAUGCCUUCUGACCGUCAAAGAUUCGGAUGGGAACACUCCUCUGCUUAUCUCAGUGCAGUAUGGUCACUUAGAAGCCUGCAAGUGUCUCUUGGAUCAUAAGGCUGAUGUAAACCUCACAGACAAGAAUGGGAAGUCUCCUCUGAUGUUGGCGUGUGAAGCCGGACAGUUCAAUAUGGUGGAUCUUUUGGUGCAUAGAGGAGCCAGUCUGACACCAACAGAUGCCUUGGGCCAUGAUGUCCUUCACUAUGCCAAAAUGUCGGCAAAUCCUCAAAUCCUUACCCUUCUCCUAUCCAAAAUGAGCCAUGAGACUGCACUAAGAAGCCCAGCCAAGCCACAGCAUGAUCAAGCGAAUAGAUUAAGCUCAGAAAGAAGCGGAACUCCCAAAAAACGCAAAGCUCCGCCUCCUCCUAUCAGCCCUAUCCAGCUCAGUGACAUGCCCUCUCCGUUAUCUUCAACGUCAACUCCACUCUCAGCCAAAGGAGAAAUCUUCUUCUCAGAAAAGGGCAGCAAGGAUGAAAAUACACCUUACAGGAGAGAACUCAGAGACAGACUGAGCGACAGCACAGGGGAAGACAGUCUUCUUGAUGUAAGUUCAGAAGCGGAGCAGCAAGAUACUCUAUCACUACUCCAAGCAAAAGUGGCUUCCCUGACUUUGCUAAACAAGGAACUGCAAGACAGGUUACAGGAAAAAGCCUAUGCUGGAGCUUUAACAGAUAUUAGUGAUUCGUUUCACUCUACCCAAGCGGAGUUAUCUUUUGCCAAAGAUAAAGAAGCAAAGUCACCAGCCGUCAUUUCCGAUAACUCUGACAUUUCCUUUGAUUCCCAACCAGAGGGGACAAAAUAUGAACUGAAAAUGAAGCAGCUUGAGCAAACGAUAGAAGAAAUGCAGAUGAAACUUGAGGAGUCGGAAACGAUCAGAAGGGACCUGGAAACUCAUAUCCAGUCAAUGCCUGCAGGCUGCCAUGCAUCGCUUAGUACAGAGACCUCAGAAGCACCUUCUGAUACAGACCUUCAACCUCAGGGAUCACGCAAUGAACAAAAAGACGACACAGCACUAAAGCCAAAUCUUCAAAGGAUGUCAAGGGUUGAGCAAGACUUUGAAGAAGAAGAAGGCAUUGGAAAAUCAAAUGAUGACAAUGCCAUGGUUCUGGAGGAGUUUGAAGUGCUAAAGAGAGAGUAUCAGGAGGUUCUAGCUGAAAGCGAAAGGAAAGAAAAUGAGAUGAACGACUUGCGACACCAAAUAGACAUUGUAACACAAGGCAUUGUCAAUCUGGUGCCCAUAGAAAGACAAGAGGAGAUGGAGAAAUCCUACUGUGCAGUGAUCGAAAAAUUAAACAUAGAGAAUUCUGAACUUACAAGUAAGCAGGGAGAGCUUCUGGAAGAAAUAAAGAGUUUAAGGAAAGAGUUAGAAAGUCAGAAGGAGUCCGUACUUUUGGAGAAUGGACACGAAGAGGAAGAUAGGUCUACUAUGAUAGAUGAGUUGACCAAACAAGUGAGUGAGCUGUCUUUGUUGUACAGUGAAGCACAAACAGAACUAGAAAAGACAAGGCAAGCUUCCAAUCAUAUCUCAUCUGACUUCAUUCAUAAGGAUGAGCAUGUGAAGCUCUUGCAAGAGGUUGAAGAAAGCAAAGAGAAAGUUGAGAAUGACCUGGUGGAUUUAGCAUCGCAGCAUGCCAGAAUAUUAGAGGAAUUGUGUGUGUUGAAGCAGCAGCUGGACAAGGAAAAGAAACACACCACAGAUUCAGAGCUAGAGAAGGUUAUUGAUGAUUUGAAGAAACAGAUUGAAACCCUGAAAUUGGAGAAGAAUGGACUGAUGGAGCAGCUUGCUUCUCAAGAGUCCAGAAUGAAGAGCUUAGAAGGUGAAUUGCAGCAAGAAAAGGUGACUGUCCAGGAAUCAGCUGUAACUAAAAGGCUACUGGCAGAAAGACAAGUUUCUUUAGAAGAGGAAAUAAGCAUGUUGUCUUCACGAGUAGGUGAUAUGUUGAAGGAAAAAGACAAGUUCUCUGCAGACAAUGGACAGGCUCGAAGGGACAUUAAGCAGUUAAAGGAAGGAAAAGAAGUACUGGAAGGCCAGCUUAAAUUGAAAGAACAGAAAAUUGAUGAACUCUGUAUGAAAUAUGAAAAAGUUCAGGAAGAUCUGGUGGAAAUGAAGAAGCUGUCUGAAAAUACUUCGAAAGUAGAGGAAGACAAAGAUAAGAAGAUUAGUGAGCUCUCAAAGGAGGUGAGCAAACUGAAAGAUGCACUGAACAGCCUAUCACAGCUGUCAUUUACCACAAGCACUCCUAAGCGACAGAGCCAGCAACUGGAAUCACUACAGCAGCAGGUCAAACAACUACAGAACCAGUUGGUGGAGACCAAGAAACAACACCAGGAGAUUGUGUCCGUUUACAGAAUGCAUUUGCUGUAUGCAGUUCAGGGCCAAAUGGAUGAAGACGUACAGAAAGUGCUAAAACAGAUCCUGACCAUGUGUAAAAGCCAGUCUCAGAAGAUGUAACAUCCCGGGACAAACACUCGCUACCACACUGCCUCCUAUUACAUAGCGAUCUAUCUAUGCUGGAUACCAGAUGAAUCCGUUCUUCUGUAUCAGAAAAUUACGUAUUUUAUAUUUUUUGAUAAAGAACCACCAUUUCCAAUCAACAUUUUUUGGGGACUGUUAGCAAGCUUAUAUAGUAGUCGACCAGGAACUCCUUCAAGUAGAGAAUGCAAUGAAAUGCUGCUUUGUCUUGGAUUAGUAAUCUUGUUUUGUAGCAGAUUGAUGGAUUGUGGGAACAUUAGAUUACUGGUCUGUCCUGUAACCUCUAGUAAUCAGUCCACCUCCAUUG
Molecule: messenger RNA, 3271 nt
Organism: Nanorana parkeri
Lineage: Eukaryota; Metazoa; Chordata; Amphibia; Anura; Dicroglossidae
Gene: RAI14
Product: retinoic acid induced 14
Exons: 17
Coding region: 25-2943 (972 amino acids)
Molecular function (GO): actin binding
Source: RefSeq, a predicted model, not a curated record